UGCGUUCCGGAACAUCAACCGGAUCAGGUUCUCUACGCGGUUCGCGGCGCUAUCGCAGUAUCCGACGUUUCGCGAUCUGUAAGUAGAGGUGUUUCGUGGUUUUUCUGUUAACGCGUGCUGAAGUUGAUAGCUUUUCUUCCGGGACUUUAAACAAUAAGGAUCAUCUCCGAUUGAUUCCAAAAUAUUUGACCGAUAUGUGCGUUGUUGGUGAGGUGUGAUUAGUGAAAGUUUACACCAAACUCUGUUCAUCAUGGAUGUCCACAUUGUCUUCUUACUAAUGAUAAUGGUGGCUGAUGCUAGGGAUAUCUACGAGAAAAUAGGAUACUUCUGGCACAUAACGGACAUUCAUUACGACUCCCUGUACCACAACGGAGCUAGGAAAGGUUGCUGGAAGGCUGAACACGAGGGAGGAAACAGCGCAUCAAGGCUGCAGAGAGGUCCAGCAGGACGCUUUGGCGAUUACAGCUGCGACGCCUCCUGGGAUCUUAUAGAAUCAGCAGCGCAGAUGAUGAAGUCCAAACAUAACGACGUCAACGUGGAGUUUAUACUGUGGACAGGGGACUCCCUCUCCCAUUUCACCAAACACCACCAAGACACAAAGAAGUUGGAAACGUUGCAGAACCUCACUGAUCUCCUGCACAAAACUUUCAGUUCUCAAUUCGUAUUUCCUGCACUAGGACACGACGAUCCGAGUUCGAGGAAGAAGAUGGGAGAGAUGUGGAGUAGAUGGUUUCCUGCAGACUCUUUGAAGACGUUCGUGCAAGGGGGGUAUUACAUGUUCGAACGCAAGACCGAAAAGCUGCAGAUCGUCGUGCUCAACACGAAUUUGAUGCGGAAGGGCGAAAACGACGUCGACGCCGCCAAGCAGUGGGACUGGCUGCUGGCGGUGAUGAGGAAGCUGAAGAAGAACGGGGAGACGGCAUAUUUAGUUGGUCACAUGGCUCCGGGAUGUGACGAGAGACAACGAGCAAUACAAGGUACCCAUUCCCAAGCAUUCACGGACUAUUACAACAAGAAAUACCUGAGUUUGGUCAGACAAUUCUCUGAGAUCAUCGUAGGACAGUUUUUUGGACAUCUACAUUCGGACACGUUCAGGGUGAUCUACAACGAACGCGGUCAUCCAGCCUCGUGGGCAAUGUUGGCACCAGCGCUGACUCCAAGAAGAACAGCGGAUGGACCAAACAACCCAGGCUUGAGAUUGUACAAGUUCAAUCAAAACACUGGACAGAUCUUGGACUACACCCAAUAUUACUUGGACCUCACCACCGCCAACCUGGAUAACCAAGCCAAAUGGUCCGUCGAGUAUAACUUCUCGGCGCAUUACAUGAUAAACAACAUCACGCCUUUGGCCCUACAUAAUUUAGCUGAGAAGCUGUCCAACGCCUCUGGCGAUAACCCCACCUUUAAUAGAUACUACAGGGCCAACUCGGUGAGGUUCCACAGCAACCAGCACAGCUCCUGCGACGCAACGUGCGCCCACGCCCACUACUGCGGCAUCACCAGGUUGGACUACCAGGAGCACGAGCACUGUCUGAAGACGGCCGCAAGCGUGGUAGCCUCCUACUCCUUGACCAGCACGCCACUGAACUGCUUCUCGUUACUGUCCCUUUUCGCGAUAUUCAAGGUGCGAUAAGAACUUGCGCGAACUUGACCGGUUUGUGCAUGUGUGCAGAGGCUGAUCCAAAGCCGCAAGUUGGCCAGUACUAACAGGUGGUGGAGGACAAAGACCUGGGGUUGUGUUUGAAGUUGUGAAAACGGUUUUUCCAAUCUCGGAAUUUCCAUUGUGAUCUCCAAAGGCUUCUAAGAUUUUUGCCUUAGUAAUCUAUUCACGUGAAUCGAAUGAAAAGUUUCCGGAAUUGAGGUUUUUACAUUUUAAGAGGAAAAUGAUUAAAUCAUCCAAAAAUUAAUGAAUCACGAAGAACCAUUAUUAAUAUACUGACUGACAUAAUACACUAAAGUACUGCAUAUGAGCAUAUGAUAGAAAAUAAGUAGAAAGAAGAAAACAAAAAUUUCAUUUCUAAUUUCACUUCGAUUUAAUUCAUGAAUUUUUUUAACGUUUAUAUUAAUAUCUAGUUAUUGUUAGCCUCUCUUUACUUUGAAUAACUUAUUGAAAUUCAAUUAAAAUUCCAAGUCAUCUACCCGAAGGGAUUCAUAUUUUAGCGAAUGUUAUUACUUAUAAAUUUGAAAAUCCAUAUUCCAAAUGAAAAUUGAAGCACCAACACCAAUCAAUAACAUUUUUCAAUACGAGGUGACUAUCUAAACUAAGUUAUUAAAAGUUAUAAAUUGUAAGACACAAACUGCACAACAAGACAAGCAAAGACUAAACUACUGAGCAAUAUAAGGUACUAAAUAGAUCUAAUAUAGGCCUGAUUCACAUACACAAGUACCCUUUGCUAAGAUAUUGUUCUUCAAUAAAGAUUUACAAACAAAAUCCCGGAAACUUUUCGCUCAAAAAAAUGUACGCAAUGUAAAAACUGUAUAUUGUUAAUUUUAUAUUCCAACAAUAUUUAAGUUAUCAUUCCUUAUUCCCUCUAAAUUUUUUGUAUUUUGCUGCUUUUUAUUUCCUCCGAUUGUUGCUUAAAAUGAGACAAGAGUGAAUGCAAUGAAAUAACGUUAUAUGUUGGAUAUUUUUAUAUGACUAUAGCUUAUAAUGUAUUAUACGAAAAAAAAUGUGUCAACGAUGUCUAAAUUUUGUACAUAUACUUAAAAUUACGAGUUUGCAGCCGUUUAAAGAUAAUUUAUUUUCAAUAAUGUACUAGUGUAGGAUGAUAUAAAGUUAAUUCCGUCGUAGAUUAGAUGUUUAUGUAUUUUUUUUUAAUUUUCUAAUAUCACAGGAGAGAUCAGCUCAAAAUUUAUGUUUAGUUCGACACUCAAUUUCUUCUGGAUUUUUUUUUUCAUUACAAAACGUAUGCAUAUGUAGGGUGAUUCAAAAAUAAAUGUAUCUACUUUCUAAACGGAUUCCUUAGCUUUUUGUACGAAUAUUAUACAUUAUUUUCUCUAAUUUACUGAAAUUUUAUCAAAAUUAAUAAAAUAUUUCAAUAAAUAUCGUUUAGUGAUUUUUGGAUUAGAAUGUUGGUUGGCAGUACUGUUUUAUGUAUCACAAAUUUGACAAAUAAUAGAUAAAUCUAUGACAGGAGAGUUCUGAGUACCAACAUAAAUAAGAAAUAUUACCAUGAAACCUGUGAAACUGAGAUCUUUCCGCACGAUUUGGUAUGGUAGAAUGAAUGGAUUUGCAACAGAAAAAGAAAAUUAUAUUACAAAUUAUCAUUAUUUCUAGUUUCAGAAUCCCCUCACAAAGUGUAGUUAUAAAUCACCCUGUAUAUUGAUCAAUAUGUCAAAUAAGCUCAAGUUUAAAAAAAAUUUUCAAAUCAUAAAAAUGUAAUAACUAGAAAAAUCUCUCAUCAUUUUUUAUGAUCAAUUUAUCAAAUUCCAAUCAAAUAACUAGAAAAAUGCUACUUGAUUCACCAACAUUCGAAAAUAAAUUUUUUAUUUAUUCUCCAAAGGAAAAUUUCUCAAAAAUUUCAAAUGCGAUCUAUUCUCAUUAUUUAAUUUUAAUCUUUUUGGUUUGCAUAUUUGGAACGCCUGUAAAUAAACAGACUACGAUGCUGCCAAGCAGAUUGUAGCAAAAAGUGAACGAGAUAUUUGUAGCUUUUAAAUAUUGUGUGAUAUACUUUAGGUGUACAUCUUUGAUAUUUUUAUAUAUUAUUUGGCAUAAUGUACAUAACAGCUGAAAGAAUUAUCGACGGAUAUUGUAAAUAUUUUUCGGGUGUCCCCAAACCAGGUAACACUCGAUUUGAGGCCCACUCGACAAUGUAAAGUUGGGUGAGAAUUGACCAAAAUUUUAUCUGUUACGUAACGUGAAAUAUACUCAAGAACCCUACAUACUUCAUUGUCUAUACAGAACGACUAACUCUUACAUGUUUAGGUGUGCCUAUUAAUAAAGAAUAUACUUCAAUAACUUUAUAUACCUAUUGAAUAUUGAACAAAUUUUACUUUGUAAAGUUUUAAUUGAAAUAUUUUCAAAGGAAAAUUCAAGAUAGGCCUUUUUUGGUAUAUUUUAAUGUAGAACUAACUUUAUCGAAUGAUCACAAAAUCGGGAUGAAUCUUGAAUUUUCUUGUAUGUUAUUUGAUUCUUAGAUAGCUAAUUAUUUUCUGUUGAAACUUAUAACAGAUUAAUAUAACCAUAUAGCUAAAAUGCCAUACCUAUGUGAAAUUAACUGUUUUAAUGUAAUGAUUGUUGAACAAAUAAAUUAUUUUCAAUUUC
Molecule: messenger RNA, 4264 nt
Organism: Harmonia axyridis
Lineage: Eukaryota; Metazoa; Arthropoda; Insecta; Coleoptera; Coccinellidae
Product: acid sphingomyelinase-like phosphodiesterase 3a
Exons: 10
Coding region: 251-1633 (460 amino acids)
Molecular function (GO): hydrolase activity
Source: RefSeq, a predicted model, not a curated record